CAUGGCGGAGCUCAAACUCUCAGAGAUGCGGGACCUAACUAGAAUAGAACGCAUCGGUGCACAUUCCCACAUCCGCGGCCUUGGUCUUGACUCUACCCUCGAACCCCGCUCCGUCUCCGAAGGCAUGGUGGGCCAGACCUCCGCCCGGAAGGCCGCCGGCGUCAUCGUCCAAAUGAUCAAAGAAGGUAAAAUCGCCGGCCGAGCCAUCCUACUAGCUGGCCAGCCCGGCACCGGCAAGACCGCUAUUGCCAUGGGCAUGGCCAAAUCCCUAGGGCAAGAAACCCCAUUCGCAAUGCUCGCGGGGAGCGAACUCUUCUCUCUGGAAAUGUCGAAAACCGAAGCCCUAAUGCAGGCUUUUCGUAAAGCAAUUGGAGUUCGAAUCAAAGAAGAGAACGAAGUGAUCGAAGGGGAAGUUGUUGAAAUCCAAAUUGAUCGUCCUGCUGUGGCUGGUGCAGCUUCAAAGACCGGGAGAUUGAAUUUGAAGACGACGGAGAUGGAGACGGUGUACGAUUUGGGGGCGAAGAUGAUUGAGGCAUUGGGGAAACAAAAAGUUCAGAGUGGGGAUGUGAUUGCCAUUGAUAAGGCCUCCGGGAAAAUCACGAAGCUUGGGAGGUCGUUUUCGCGAUCAAGGGAUUAUGAUGCAAUGGGGCCACAGACAAAGUUUGUUCAGUGUCCUGACGGGGAGUUGCAGAAGCGGAAAGAGGUCGUGCAUUUCGUUACGCUUCAUGAGAUUGAUGUUAUCAACAGCAGAACGCAGGGAUUUCUGGCUCUCUUCACUGGUGAUACUGGUGAAAUCCGAGCUGAAGUUAGGGAACAAAUUGACACAAAGGUUGCAGAGUGGAGGGAGGAAGGGAAAGCAGAGAUUGUGCCAGGCGUCCUCUUCAUUGAUGAAGUCCACAUGCUUGAUAUCGAGUGUUUUUCAUUUCUAAACCGUGCUUUAGAAAAUGAUAUGGCACCAAUACUAGUUGUUGCUACCAACAGAGGGAUCACUACAAUCAGAGGCACAAACUACAAAUCUCCUCAUGGCAUUCCAAUUGAUUUUCUUGAUCGCUUGCUCAUAAUAUCUACACAGCCAUACACAGAAGAAGAUAUUCGUAGAAUUCUUGACAUUAGAUGCCAAGAGGAAGAUGUGCAAAUGUCUGAAGAUGCAAAGAUUUUAUUAACAAGAAUCGGAGUAGACACAUCCCUGAGAUAUGCCAUCCACCUCAUCACAUCUGCUGCACUGGCUUGCCAGAAGAGGAAGGGGAAGCUUGUGGAAAUGGAGGACAUUAGUCAUGUUUACGAGUUGUUUUGGGAUGUGAAGAGAUCAACACAGUACUUGAUGGAAUAUCAGGGCCAGUACAUGUUCAAUGAAGUGCCAACAGGAGAGGGGGAUUAUCACACCAAUGCCAUGAUUUCAUGAGCAAGUUCUUUGCCGUGGAAUCUGUAAUUUGUGACUCUUUGCUGUUCUGCUGCUGCUGCUUUUUAAUUCGCGCCGCACUCAUAUAUUCAAAAGUCUUAUUCACAUUGUAAUGAUUAAUGUUUAUGUGAUAGUUUGGAUGAACAGAUUUUGAGUAGAUUUGCAUACAUGUUUGAUAUGCUAUAAAUUUGC
This is a messenger RNA of Ilex paraguariensis (yerba mate), 1591 nucleotides long. The record is from the annotation of a GenBank genome assembly. Lineage: Eukaryota; Viridiplantae; Streptophyta; Magnoliopsida; Aquifoliales; Aquifoliaceae.